CGUGCGUUCUGCGCUGCUAGCCUUGCCUCCACCUACUCCUACAUCAUCUCCUCGUCCACACUCAUCAGCAUGCCGCCAGCUCCCGCCGGCGCGCCGUCAGCGGCCACGACGCGGCGCCUGAUGAAGGAGUAUGCCGCCGCACAAGCCGAGCUCGGGGAUGCGUCAUCCUCCUCUUCCUCCAUGCCCUCUCUGCUCGUAGCCGACGUCGACGCGGGCACCGAAGGCGGCGAUGAGCUCUUUGGCGACGCAGCCGAGCUGGCGGCGCAAGCGAGGGCAGAGAAGAAGGAGCGAAGAAGAAAGGGCGCGAAUCCGGAUCUGCUGGAGCUGAGACCGUACGAUGCGGAAGGAGAGGAUCUGUUCGAUUGGGUCGCGGUCAUUCGAGGACCGGAAGGGGGGUCGUAUCAGGGCGGCACAUUCCAAAUCGCCAUCACCGUGCCCCCAUCCUAUCCGCUCAAGGCGCCCUCCAUGAUGUUCCGCACGCGCAUCUGGCACCCCAACGUGCACUGGACGUCCGGCGAGAUCUGCCUCGACGUCCUCGCUGGUCAAUGGAGCCCCGCUUGGACCUUGAGCAGCGCCAUGACUGCCGUCAUUGCACUUCUGGACGCGCCGGAAGCGGAUAGUCCGCUGAAUGUGGACGCUGCUACGGUGCUGCGCACGGGAGACAUGAGAGCCUAUCGCAGUGCUGCCCGCAUGUACACACUGCUGUAUGCCGCUGGCGAUCAAUGACAAGCUCGCGAUGCAUGCGCUGCC
This is a messenger RNA of Tilletiopsis washingtonensis, 750 nucleotides long. RefSeq lists its product as hypothetical. The transcript is spliced from 3 exons. The record is from RefSeq and is a predicted model, not a curated record. The coding region runs from base 70 to 726 and encodes 218 amino acids. NCBI's taxonomy places the organism in Eukaryota, Fungi, Basidiomycota, Exobasidiomycetes, Entylomatales.